Molecule: messenger RNA, 5126 nt
Organism: Microcebus murinus (gray mouse lemur)
Lineage: Eukaryota; Metazoa; Chordata; Mammalia; Primates; Cheirogaleidae
Source: RefSeq, a predicted model, not a curated record
UGGGGGCCCCAGGCCCUCGCUCUGGCAGCGAUGACGGAAGGGCCCAGGCACUGGCGCGGGACCCCCAGCGUGCGCGUGUGGCCAGAGCGUGAGACCGUGCGGCUGGUAGUGGUGCUGAAUGUCCGAGCGGGCGAACGAGAGUGUGUGGCACGUCGCGUCCUCGAGUGUGCAUUUGCGGGGCUAUGUGGUGUGCGUGGGAGCGGGCGCGCGUGGGCACUGCUGACUGUGUUGGUUUGCACUCGCGAUGGGCUCAUUUUCUCCAGUGCGCGUGGCGAUGUGCGUGUCUUGGGAUGCGUGUGAGGGGUUCACGUCGUGGGAGUGAGCGUCCAUCCUCGGACUCCGGUUUUCUGGGUUUGGGUGGUGGCGGGCGAGUCUCCGAGGUUGCGCCCGGGACCCAUAGGGUUCGCGGUCCUCCGCCUCUGCACGCAGCUGGGGCCAGACCACCGAGGAGGCGCGCAGCCUGUGGCCCACCCGGAGCCGUCUCCGCGGUUUUGCGGGAGCCCUGCUCUGUGGAUCCUUGUUGCCACCGGCUCCGGUCCCACUUGGGGAUGCGAGACAAGCGCCCUCCUCUCUCUAAGCCUCAGUUUCCCCAUUCGUCCAAAGGGGCGUGGAGGCGGACUUGGGUGGCAGGGCGCAGUGGCUGGUGGCGGGUGCACUCAACAAGCCAGGGAAGGGAGAGCCGAUUCUGCGCUGGGGAAGGGCUUUUUUACCUGGCAUCAGGUAGAUGGGUUUGAUUUCGGCUUCGGAUAGAUGUCGUGGCGCUAACCUAUUUAGAGAUGAGGAAUAAGCCGAGGGGCGGUGGUCCGCUUAAACUUUGGCCCUUCGGCCUGGGAUGAGAGGGGGCCGCUUCUGGAAUUCUAACGUGCUUGUUCUGUCUCCCCUCCCCAGGAGCCCGGCGCUACCCCCAGCCGUGCGCCCCGCCCCGGCGCCAUGCAUUGCGAGGUGGCCGAGGCACACUCGGACAAGAGGCCCAAGGAGGCCCCCAGUGCGCCGGGUCCCGGCCGCGGGCCCGCCAGCCUCGGCGCGCACAUGGCCUUCAGGGUCACCGUGAGCAGUGGCGGCUGUGGGGACAGGGGCCCGCGGGAUCUGCUAGCACGAACGCCCGCGCCACCGCGCGCCCACAACCUCCUCCGGCCCAGAAGCCCCCGAGAAUACGGCCCGUCCAAGGCCGCCGCCGGGAAGGUGAACGGGAGCUACGGCCACUGCACCCCGGGCUCAGAGAAGAGCCUGCUGGACCUGGACCUUGUUGAGGGUCCCAGCCCCACCUGCUGCCAGGGCCUGUUUCUCCCUGCGGGAACCCCGCCACCCCGGGGUCACCCCCCAGCCUGCGAGAGGCUGCUGCAUUUCCCCCACCCUAACAGGUCACCCAGACCCCAGGCCGCAUACAUGAACGGCAGCCUCCCAACCACACAACACAUCAAGCAGGAAUCCCUGCCGGACUUCCAGGCCAUGGCCGAGGCCCGCACGCCCCUAUCUGCCCACUGCCGGGCCCCACCGGCCACCGGCCUGCACAUAGACCUGGACCUCCCCGGCCGAGGCCUCGCCAACCCUGCACCUUCCUGCUACCUUCUGGGCAGCGAGCCCAGCUCCGGCCUGGGUCCCCAGCCCGAGGCCCGCCUCCCCGAGGGCAGCCUGAAGCACUGCUGCCUCCUGGGCCUGCCCCCCACCUCCUCAGCCUCCUCCUCGCCCUGCGCCUCCUCCGACGUCACCGCCAUCAUCCGUUCCUCCCAAACGGCUCUGGUCACCUGUGUAAAUGGACUCCGGAGCCCGUCUUUGCCGGGAGACCUGGGGGGCCCUCCCAAGCGGGCCCGCUCUGGCCCUGCACCCAUUGACACCCAUGAGGGCAGCUUGCAACUUGAAGCCUGCCGGAAGGCGGCCUUCCUGAAGCAGGAGCCUGCAGAUGAGUUCUCAGAGCUCUUUGGGCCUCACCAGCAGGGCCUGCCGCCCCCCUACCCCCUGCCUCAGUUGCCAACUGGCCCUGGCCUCGGAGGCCUGGGGCUGGGCCUGGCGGGCGGGGCGGUGGCCGGGCGGCAGGCGUGCCGCUGGGUGGACUGCUGUGCAGCCUACGAGCAGCAGGAGGAGCUGGUGCGGCACAUUGAGAAGAGCCACAUCGAUCAGCGCAAGGGCGAGGACUUCACCUGCUUCUGGGCUGGCUGCGUGCGCCGCUACAAGCCUUUCAAUGCCCGCUACAAGCUGCUCAUCCACAUGAGGGUGCACUCCGGUGAGAAGCCCAACAAGUGCAUGUUUGAAGGCUGCAGCAAGGCCUUCUCACGGCUGGAGAACCUCAAGAUCCACCUGAGGAGCCACACGGGCGAGAAGCCGUACCUGUGCCAGCACCCAGGCUGCCAGAAGGCCUUCAGCAACUCCAGCGACCGCGCCAAGCACCAGCGCACGCACCUCGACACGAAGCCGUACGCCUGUCAGAUCCCCGGCUGCUCCAAGCGCUACACGGAUCCCAGCUCCCUCCGCAAGCACGUAAAGGCCCAUUCAGCCAAAGAGCAGCAGGUGCGUAAGAAGCUGCACGUGGGCCCUGAUACGGAGGCCGAUGUCCUGACCGAGUGUCUGGCCCUGCAGCAGCUCCACGCAGCCUCACAGCUGGCUGCCAGUGACGGGAAGGGCGGCCGAGCCCCAGGCCAGGAGCUGCUCGCAGGUGUGUUUCCCGGCUCCAUCACCCCUCACAACGGGAUUGCAUCAGGCAUCCUGCCCCCCACGCAUGACGUCCCUUCCAGGCAUCACCCGCUGGACGCCAGCACCGGUUCCCACCACCAUCUGUCCCCUCUGCCCAUGGCUGAGGGCUCCAGGGACGGGUUGGGGCCUGGCCUCCUCUCGCCCAUGGUCAGCCCACUGAAGGGGCUCGGGCCACCGCCGCUGCCACCGUCCUCCCAGAGCCAUUCCCCCGGGGGCCAGCCCUUCUCCACGCUGCCCAGCAAGCCAUCCUACCCGCCCUUCCAGAGCCCUCCGCCCCCGCCCCUGCCCAGCCCACAAGGCUACCAGGGCAGUUUCCACUCCAUCCAGAACUGCUUCCCCUACGGCGACUGCUACCGGACCACUGAGCCCGCGGUCGGUGGGGACGGACUGGCCGGCGAAGCCCAUGGUUUCAACCCCCUGCGGCCCAACGGCUUCCACAGCCUCAGCGUGCCCCUGCCUGCCACAGGUGAGCCCUGCCCGCCUGCUGCCCUGCCCGACACCCUCCGAGGCCCUGCCCGUGCAAUGUCCUGCAGCCUGUGGACAGCCUAUGCGGGAGGGUCAUCACCGCUGUGCAGAGAAGGAACUAGAAGGUCGGGAGGCCCACAGAACCAGGAUUGGCACCCUGCUUGUGAAGUCAGUGUCCCUCCCACAGUUUCACUCGGCUUAUAUGUGUCUGGACCUGACAGGUUUCUGAAGACUCAGACUGGGAGCUCAUGGUCUAAUUAAUGCUUCACUCCAAAUAUUUAUUAAGCACCUACUGUGUGGUGGGCACAGGUGCAGGCCCUGGGGAUAUAGCAGGGAAUGAACUGAAUACUGAUUUCCAUUUAACAGAUGAGGAAACCAGGGGAGGACAGAGCCUGGAACUGUGCUCUUUCCUGGGUGCAUCUGUGCCUCCCCAGGUGAUGCCCCGGCCCGGGCAGAGAGGCCCAGGGGGAGGGGAGGUCACACAGCCCAGGGGGGUCGGGCUCAGACCAGCAGGCCCAGGCCUGGUCAGAGCAGGGGCAUCAGAUGGGUGGGCUGGACCCACCCUGAAUUCCCCAGGCCAAGCCCCCCCGCAUGGCCGCAGGCCCAGGUCUAGCUGGGGCACACGAGAGCCCAGAGUGGAGCCCGACACCUGCCACAGAGGCCCCUCGGGCAGCACUGAGUAUGUGCAGCCGGGGCUGGAAGGACAGGAACACAGAAACAGGCACCGAGGCCUCAGGUAGGCACACACGAACCUGUGGGUCCACGUCCCCACACCUGCUCCAUGGCUGUAGUCUGUCUUCACGUGUCUGUGUGUGCCUGAGCAGGUAGGGUGGCACAGGUGGGCAGUGUGAGCCCCCGUGAGCGUGUAAGGAGCUUGCAGGGCAGACACAGUCAUGUCUGCCCUGUGUACUCAUAUCAUACUGUGCUGCUGUCCGUGUGCCCCGUCUGUGCGCACAUUGUGUUACCCGCCCCAUGCCUCAUGUCUGUUUCCACAGACAUGUAUGUGCAUGUGUGUGAUGUGGCUGUUUCAGAGGAGCGUGCUUGUGUGCCUGUGUUCAACUACAGAGUCCAUAUGCCCAUGUGUACAGGCCCCCUACACCAGGAUGGGCGGUUUUUUGGCCUCCCUUCUCCCCAGUGCCCAUUCCGGGCCCGGCUCAGCUGCCCACACCUCCUCUGUCAAUCCAAGAACAGACACACAGCAUCAAAUCCAGACUGUGACAGGCUGAUGGGGCUGCAGGGCCUCGGAACAGCUCAGCCAACCCCAUUGCAUAGAUGGGAAGACUGAGGCCUACCUUUCUUAGACCACACAAGCUCAUGACAGCAGCUUAGGGACAGGACCUCUGAGCAGUGACCUUACCCUGGAGACAGCAUGUCCAGGGAAAGAGCCAGGCAUCUUCAGAGCCAGAGGGACCUGGGUUCAAGUCCCAGCUCCUCUCCUUACUGGCAGUGUGACCUUAGGCAAGUGUCCUGCCCUCUCUGAGCCUGUUUUCCCAAUUCUAUAAUGGGAUAAUGAAUCCUACCUCAUCAUUGUGAAGCUUAAGUGAAAUAAGGCUUGCAUGAGCAUUUAGUAAGUGCCCAGGAAAUUCUGUUUCCCUUCUUUGGGCUUCUUGUAUCUAGUGGAGAGGAGGAACCUGAAGGAGUGGGGGUGAGCCAGGUCCUUCUGCCAGGAGGGGACCGACCCUUGAGGGCAAAGGCUGUGUUACUCGCAGCCCUGCCCUUCCUCACCCCCGCAAGUCUGCCCCACAGUCCAGAGCCAGCCUGUGCCUAUCUUCCCUGCUGCCCUGGGCCCCGGGGUGUGCAAGGCCUAGAACACCUUCCGACCCCCUCCCCACCCAUCCAUCGGCUCCCCCAUCUGGAAAAGCAGGGGCUCAGAGCAGGCCCCUCCAAGGGGACGCCGUGAGGAGGGACCCUGGGCAGGCAGGGUGGUGGCUGGGAAGCCCCUGCCGUCCUCCAGCCCUGACCCUCCCCCACCC